Messenger RNA from Miscanthus lutarioriparius, 819 nucleotides. The record is from the annotation of a GenBank genome assembly. NCBI's taxonomy places the organism in Eukaryota, Viridiplantae, Streptophyta, Magnoliopsida, Poales, Poaceae.
AUGAACAUCCUUGAAUCUUCCAAUCUUGGUGGCUACAAAGAGGUCAUCAAUGAAGUUGAACGCCAAAGGGCUCUCAUGAUGAACCUACAUGACCUUGUACUACCAAUACUUGAUUCCCACAGUGGGCAAGCAAAGCUCGUACAGCAACUCUUUGAAGAAGUAUUCAGCUGCUCAAGUAAGAUUAUCUCUUCCCUGGAACUUGGUGAUAGCAGCGAGAAACAGGCCAUUCUUACCAAAUAUAAAAGAAAAGGAGGUGAGAAUAACGUGGAGAAUCACAUAUUAUUGGAGGAGAACAAGGGCCGUGGAAACAAGAGAAGGAAGAAUGCAAAACACAUAAGUUCAGUUGUGACACAAGCACCACACUUUGAUGGAUAUCAAUGGAGGAAGUAUGGACAGAAGUGGAUCUCCAAAGCAAAGCAUUCUAGGAGCUACUACAGAUGUGCCUAUAGUAAAGAACAAGGGUGUCCUUCAACUAAGACAGUACAGCAGAAGGAAAGUGAUGGCAAUGGGACGGUGAGGUUGUUCGAUGUUGAUUACUAUGACCAGCACAUUUGCAGCAGCGAUGGCAUAGUUCAUCCAUAUGUUGUCGAGGCAACACAUGACAGUGUGCCAAUUUCCAGUCAAAACCAAAGCAGUAGCUCAAUGUUUGUUAACACCGAUGCCCACGGACACAGAGUUCAGGAUGAAAGCUUUGAAAGCUUAUUCAUGGUGCCUGACAUGCCAGGACAUUUGACAGAGUUCACGGAUGUUGAAAUGGCAAGUGCGUUUGAGAUUACCUCCAUGAACUCGCCACUGAUCCCUGAAGACAUCUGGGCAUGA